GUGAAGCUCAAGGUGAUGUUAAGUAGCCUAAACUCCUCGCAAGCCCUGAGGAAAAAGGGAAGUCUUGUAAUAAAAACCUGGAUGAGUGAUUGUUAUCCUUUGUAGGUGGAUCCAGUGCAUAAUGGCUGGCUGGUUACUUUUAAGCAAGCUGCCGUAUCGCCAAAAGAAUGCUUGCAACAGCGUAAGAACGCACAUGAGCGAGUUGCCUAGAGGUGGCCCUGAACCCUACAUUGAAAUAUUUGAACAACCCAGGCAAAGGGGCAUGCGUUUCAGAUACAAAUGUGAGGGAAGAUCGGCAGGCAGCAUUCCAGGAGAACACAGUACCGACAACAAUAAGACGUUCCCUUCCAUACAGAUUCUGAAUUAUUUUGGAAAAGUCAAAAUAAGAACUACAUUGGUAACGAAGAAUGAACCUUACAAGCCACACCCUCAUGAUCUGGUUGGAAAAGACUGCAGAGAUGGCUACUAUGAAGCAGAAUUCGGGCCAGAACGGCGAGUCCUGUCUUUUCAGAAUCUGGGCAUUCAGUGUGUGAAGAAGAAAGACCUGAAGGAAUCAAUUUCUUUACGAAUCUCGAAGAAGAUUAACCCUUUCAAUGUGCCUGAAGAGCAGCUGCACAACAUCGAUGAGUACGACCUCAACGUCGUCCGCCUCUGCUUCCAAGCUUUCCUCCCCGACGAGCACGGCAACUACACGAUAGCUCUUCCUCCUUUGAUUUCCAACCCCAUCUAUGACAACAGAGCUCCCAACACAGCGGAAUUAAGAAUUUGUCGUGUGAACAAGAACUGUGGAAGUGUAAAAGGAGGAGAUGAAAUAUUUCUACUGUGUGACAAAGUUCAGAAAGAUGAUAUAGAAGUCCGAUUCGUCUUGGACAACUGGGAGGCCAAAGGUUCCUUCUCACAAGCUGACGUUCACCGUCAAGUUGCGAUUGUGUUCAGAACGCCACCGUUCCUCAAAGACAUCACCGAGCCCGUCACGGUGAAGAUGCAGCUGCGAAGACCCUCGGACCAGGAAGUCAGCGAACCGAUGGAUUUCAGAUACCUACCAGAUGAAAAGGGUAAGGUUCUAAUUAGUUGAGUUUUUUAAAAGCCAUCGUCAGCGCAGAACUCGUGUUGAUAGCAAACUGUAGUUUAAGUAGUAAAAAUUCUACAUCACUGCUUCUACAGUGUAAAUUUUUGGUGUUUAAAAGUAACGGUAGUCAGUUUGCUCCCUCUUUCAAUGAAAAUAUCAAGAAUCGCUGUUAAUAACAUUGUCUUGGUUAGUGCUGUCAUGUCUGAAAUAUUUUUCUUUAAAUACACGCUACUACUGUUAGAGCCAACAAGUAUGUCGCCCACCCUCCGGCGCCGGUGGGGGCCGGGGAAGCAGGACGCGCUCUCCUCGUGCUGGCAGCAGCUGUACGGCACCUCCGCUUCGGCCGGCAGCCUGCUUAACGCCCACCCGCACAACAGCUUUGCGGCAGACGCGCCUCAGCCCCCCGCUCAGGGCGCGGGCGCGCUCCCGGCUUUCCACGACAACCCUCUGAACUGGCCGGAUGAGAAGGAUUUGGGCUUCUACCGGAAUUACGGCGGCACAAACGGGAUGGGAGCGGCGGCGGUGUCGACCGCAGACCUGCAAAGCGUUUCCAGCAGCAGCGCUGUGCACCAGGACUCAUCCCGUCAAGCGUCUCCACGGCCAGCAUCGUCAACAUGGAGACUGACGACAUGUAACUGCACUAGUAUCAACUUCGAAAAGUAUAACCCAGUGUUAAAUGCGAGCAAUCAGCAGCAGCUCCAUCAGGUGCCUCCCGCCUGCCCGCCGUAGCGGGCCCCGGGCAGCACGCCUUUUAUCCAGUCUAACUUGGCCGAUCCAGCAGUUCACGGUUUUAUAGACCAAGAAGUUUUAAGCGAAUCGAGACUAUCCGCCAACCCCAUCCCAAACCACCAGAAUAGCAUGGCAGACAGCCAGUACUAUGACACCGACGGUGUCCACGCCGAUGAGCUCUAUCAGUCCUUCCCCUUCGAUAGCAUACUCCAGAGCUACAACCACUGAGGCAGGAGUGUCGGCUGG
This is a messenger RNA of Chroicocephalus ridibundus (black-headed gull), 2044 nucleotides long. It is a transcript of the gene REL, whose product is annotated as REL proto-oncogene, NF-kB subunit. Gene Ontology annotation, molecular function: RNA polymerase II cis-regulatory region sequence-specific DNA binding; DNA-binding transcription factor activity, RNA polymerase II-specific. Gene Ontology annotation, cellular component: cytoplasm. NCBI's taxonomy places the organism in Eukaryota, Metazoa, Chordata, Aves, Charadriiformes, Laridae. Gene Ontology annotation, biological process: innate immune response; response to cytokine; non-canonical NF-kappaB signal transduction. The record is from RefSeq and is a predicted model, not a curated record.